AGUCUUUUCUUUGCUUUUUUUUAUAGUAAGUGUACUAGUAUAAUCCCAGAUGAGAAGAACUUUCUUUAUCAUACUCUUCUGCUUCUUCUUCUUUUCUCUGAAAUUUCUCUAUAUCUUUAUUCACUCACACCAUCUUUGAUCUUAUUUGUUAAUGCAAGAUCCAAAGAACUCUUCACAAGCAAGGAAGGCUUGGUACCAAAAAGCAAUGGAAAUGGCGUCUCUAUGGAAAAGCUUUGGCAAGCCAAGUGAAAUUCCGACAAGAAAUCCAACAUGCAUUUCAAAAUCAAGAGAGAUUUCAAGCACUACAAAUAAUUCGAAUAAUAAUAGAGAAAAGCUAAGAAGAUGCACCUCUUUAAGGGUAGCAACUUCUUUCACUAGAGUUUGUCUAUGUGCACCAAUUUCUUCCUAUACAGAAGUAUUUCAAGUAGAUCAUGUUCCACCUAGAAAAAGUAAUAGUUAUCCUCCUCCAAUUAGAUCAAAGCAAAUGACCAUUUCACAAGAAAGAAUUCCAAGUGGAAGAAUGAGUUUGGAAGGAAGGAAAAUAUUUAGAGGAAAAUCAUUGACUGAUGAUGUAUUAAUGAGGAGAUUUGUCGUUGAAGAAGAAGCAAUGAUGCAACUUAGGAGAAGGAAUCAAAUGGAAGUUAUUAGGAGAAGAAAUUCUCUUAGAAGAAGAAAAAAGCUUGGCCCAAGUCCUUUAAGUAGAAUGGUUUUGGCUGACCAAAAUUGAAGUUUUUGUUUCUAAAUAUAUAUCACUACUUAAGCCAUUUGAGUUUUCUUAAAUGGUGUUUGCCUCA
This is a messenger RNA of Nicotiana attenuata, 794 nucleotides long. RefSeq lists its product as uncharacterized. The coding region runs from base 152 to 727 and encodes 191 amino acids. NCBI's taxonomy places the organism in Eukaryota, Viridiplantae, Streptophyta, Magnoliopsida, Solanales, Solanaceae. The record is from RefSeq and is a predicted model, not a curated record. The transcript has 2 exons.